Molecule: messenger RNA, 717 nt
Organism: Lodderomyces beijingensis
Lineage: Eukaryota; Fungi; Ascomycota; Pichiomycetes; Serinales; Debaryomycetaceae
Source: the annotation of a GenBank genome assembly
AUGAGAUUCGACUCUUUUGCUGUUAUUGCCUUGCUUGCCGCCUUGGCUCAAGCGGGAUUGUUACCCGUUAAAUUGCCCAUCCCCACCAAGUUGCCCGUGGUGGCUAUUCCAACCAAUGUAGCUGGUGCUAUCGCUGCUGCUACUGCCUUGCCUGCUGCUGUCGCUGGUGCUGUUCCAACAAAGAUUGCCGGUGCCAUCCCCACUAAUGUCGUUGGUGCCAUCGCGGGAGCUAUUCCAACCAAGAUCGCCGCUGCUAUCCCUACUAAUGUAGUCGGUGGUGUCGCGGGGGCCCUUCCAACGAACGUUGUUGGCGCAAUCGCCAGUGCCAUCCCAACCGCAUUGCCCAUUGCCCUCCCUACCAACUUGCCCAGUCUUGACAAAUUGCAAGGACUCAGCGAGGAAGCAUUGAAGAAGGAGCUUGCAGCAGGCUCGGCUAUCGCUGCCAAUUUCUUGAAUAUCUUGGGUGGUAGUGCCUCGGGCGCCGUUCAAGCCAAUUCCAACAGCGCAGCCGCCGCCGCUGCUGCUGUUAUUGGUGGUUCCCUUGGACCUGUUAGUGGUUCGGUUUCUGGCUCAAUUAGCGGCAAAGUUGGCAAGAGAGAGAACGACGAAGGCGAGGUCGAAAAGAGGGAUUCUGCUUUGGCCACUGCCAUUGCUAUUCAAUUGUUGAAGAAUUUGGGCUUUACUUUUAAGGGCGCCGUUGCUGUCAAGUCCACUUGA